This is a messenger RNA of Entrophospora sp. SA101, 360 nucleotides long. Lineage: Eukaryota; Fungi; Glomeromycota; Glomeromycetes; Entrophosporales; Entrophosporaceae. The record is from the annotation of a GenBank genome assembly.
AUGUCUCAGCCAAUUCAACCAGAUCCAAUUCAACCACCUAGCCCCAAUGAACUUAACAACCUUUUCGAUACACUUCUGGAUGAAAAUGUACAUAUUGAUGGUUAUAUUCGAAAUCCCCACACUUCAGCUUGGAAUCAGAGGGAUAUUCUAAACAAGAUUAUUACAGUUAAUGAGUCUGCACAUCGACUAAAAGAAAUUGCUGAAUGGGAAAAUGACGAAGCACAAACCCAGUAUCAGCAAUAUGGUCAGAUGAUUGCGGGGUUGAAUAAUCAAGCAACUCAACUUCAAGCCCAAAUUCAGGGAGAUGCACAAAUUAUUAUACAAUUACAGGCUCGGCAUCAAGACAACAUAUCUAUCUAA